CUCUGGUUACUUGUGGAGCUUGUGCGCCCCGGGCGGACUCCGGGCGCUGAGUGGAGACGGGCUUGUCUGUGUGCCCGGAGGCUCUGGAGAGGGAGGAGCAGGAGCGCGGGGCUUGCAGUGGCCGGGACGGGGCGACCCGACCACCGGAGCAGAGCUCGGAGGGGACGCCAGGGACGGAGGGUGCCGCGGGCCUGCAGGCCUGUUUGGCAGCCUCGACUGGAUGACCUGGAACUGAGAAACCCAGUGUUUAAUUUUAUUACUAUGCCUUUGGAGAUGGAGCCCAAAAUGAGCAAACUGGCCUUUGGGUGUCAGAGAAGUUCCACAUCUGAUGAUGACUCUGGCUGCGCCCUUGAGGAAUAUGCCUGGGUACCCCCAGGCCUCAGACCCGAGCAGAUCCAGCUCUACUUUGCAUGCUUGCCAGAGGAAAAGGUUCCCUAUGUUAACAGCCCUGGAGAGAAACACCGGAUUAAACAGCUUUUAUACCAGUUGCCACCACAUGAUAAUGAGGUGCGGUACUGCCAGUCAUUGACUGAAGAGGAGAAGAAAGAACUGCAGGUGUUCAGUGCUCAGCGAAAGAAGGAAGCACUUGGAAGGGGAACGAUUAAACUUUUGUCCAGGGCAGUGAUGCACACCAUGUGUGAGCAGUGUGGAAUGAAGAUAAAUGGAGGGGAGGUCGCAGUGUUCGCCUCCCGGGCUGGCCCUGGUGUAUGCUGGCACCCAUCCUGCUUUGUCUGCUUCACGUGUAACGAGCUGCUAGUCGACCUCAUCUAUUUUUAUCAGGAUGGAAAAAUUCACUGUGGCAGGCACCAUGCAGAACUGCUCAAGCCCCGGUGCUCGGCAUGUGAUGAGAUUAUUUUUGCCGAUGAGUGCACAGAAGCGGAGGGUCGCCACUGGCACAUGAAACACUUCUGCUGCCUUGAGUGUGAGACGGCCCUGGGAGGGCAGAGGUACAUCAUGAAGGAUGGGCGCCCCUUCUGCUGUGGCUGUUUCGAGUCUCUCUAUGCCGAAUACUGUGAGACCUGUGGGGAGCAUAUUGGUGUGGACCACGCUCAGAUGACCUACGAUGGGCAGCACUGGCACGCCACAGAAGCAUGCUUCUCCUGUGCCCAGUGUAAGGCCUCUUUGCUGGGAUGCCCAUUCCUUCCCAAACAAGGUCAGAUCUAUUGCUCCAAAACCUGCAGCCUUGGAGAAGAUAUCCACGCCUCUGACUCUUCUGACUCUGCGUUCCAGUCAGCACGCUCCAGAGACUCCAGAAGAAGCGUCCGCAUGGGCAAGAGCAGCAGGUCAGCAGAUCAGUGCCGGCAGUCUCUGCUCCUGUCCCCUGCUCUCAACUAUAAGUUUCCUGGCCUCUCAGGCAGUGCGGAUGACACCCUGUCUCGGAAGCUGGAUGAUCUGAGUCUCUCCAGACAAGGGGCCAGCUUUGCCAAUGAGGAGUUUUGGAAAGGCAGAGUUGAUGAAGCCUCUGAAGAGCCUGAAGAAUGGGCUGAGCAUGAAGAUUAUAUGACACAGCUCCUCCUCAAGUUCGGAGAUAAAAGCCUCUUUCAGCCACAGCCCAGUGAGAUGGACAUUAGAGCUGGUGAGCAUUGGAUAUCUGAUAACAUGGUUAAAAACACACCUGAGUUAAAGCAAAACCACCAGAGCCUUGCAAGUAAAAAAUACCAAUCUGAUAUGUAUUGGGCUCAGUCACAAGAUGGGCUGGGUGAUUCCGCUUACGGCAGCCACCCAGGUCCCGCAAGUAGUAGGAGGCUACAGGAACUGGAUCUGGACCAUGGUGCUUCGGGAUAUAAUCAUGACCAAACACAGUGGUAUGAAGAUUCCCUAGAGUGCUUGUCAGACUUGAAACCAGAACAAAGUGUUCGAGAUUCUAUGGAUUCUCUGGCUUUGUCUAAUAUCACAGGGGCUUCCGUUGAUGGAGAAAGCAAGCCAAGACCAUCAUUAUAUUCUCUACAAAAUUUUGAGGAGAUAGAAGCAGAAGAUUGUGAGAAAAUGAGCAAUAUGGGAACUCUGAAUUCAUCUAUGCUGCACAGGAGUGCAGAGUCCCUAAAAAGUCUAAGUUCAGAGUUAUGUCCAGAAAAAAUCAUGCCUGAAGAAAAACCAGUACAUCUGCCAGUACUCAGAAGAUCCAAGUCUCAAUCUAGACCCCAGCAGGUCAAGUUUUCAGACGAUGUCAUUGACAACGGAAGCUAUGACAACAUCGAAAUUCGGCAGCCUCCAAUGAGUGAAAGGACACGGAGACGAGUCUACCAUUUUGAAGAGAGGGGGUCUAGGGCUCACCAUCAUCGCCGCAGGAGAAGUAGAAAGUCCCGUUCUGACAAUGCCCUCAAUCUUGUCACAGAACGAAAAUACUCUCCAAAAGACAGACUGAGACUUUACACCCCUGACAACUAUGAAAAAUUUAUACAAAGUAAAAGUGCCCGGGAGAUCCAAGCAUACAUCCAGAACAGUGAUCUCUACGGCCAGUAUGCCCAUGCCACAUCUGACUAUGCGCUGCAGAACCCCGGCAUGAACAGGUUUCUGGGACUCUACGGUGAGGAUGACGACUCCUGGUGUUCUUCAUCCUCGUCCUCCUCAUCUGACUCAGAAGAAGAAGGGUAUUUUCUUGGGCAACCAAUCCCUCAGCCCAGACCUCAGAGAUUUGCCUACUACUCAGACGACCUUUCUAGUCCAACUUCUGCACUCCCCACCCCUCAGUUUGGUCAGAGGACAACUAAAUCCAAGAAGAAAAAAGGACACAAAGGCAAAAACUGUAUUAUUUCUUAACCAAGUAGCUAUGGAGAGCAUUUGUUUAAGCUUAGCCAUUAACCAUCAGAAUAUUUCUUUCUUCCAUAGGCAAGUUGCUAAGAUAGUUUAAAGUGCUUUCUUUGCCCAUGUAAACGAGGACCCUACUGCUGUUUACAGUCUCAGAUUAACAUAUGAAAGGUGUGAUUUCUCUGGUUUACCCUGGGGAGGGGUGUGCCAGGUUAGGGUGACAUCUUGUGCCUGUGGCAAGUGUGUUAACAGUUUCAUCUAGCUGCUCAAUCUCCAAGAAACUGACAUGAGGUGAUUGGACAGGACUGUCCAUUUUAGGAGAUGGAGAUAUUCCAGCCACCUUUGACACAAUAGUGUUUGUCAUGUAAGUCGGGUUGGCUCAGGUCCUGAUCGGUCUGUCUUGUGAGGCAUGCACAUCGUCAUGAUGACCUAGCCAACACUGUGCAUUCUAUUGUGUGAGGCCAACUUGUUCCCCAUUGGCCCCCAUUAGCCAGGUAAUCAUUGUAUUAGCUUCAGCUACAGAUAGGAAAAAAUUGCUAUUUAUAAUGUAGUAUUUCAUAGACUUAAGUGUAUUCCUAAUUUAACGGUGCAAAUAUUAAUGUACAUACUGUACAGUUCAGAUUUUAAAGCUGAUAUUUUUAUAUCCCUGAAUUGCAAGAUGUUUGUUACACUGCAGUGCUAGACUUGCUAGGGAACCAGAAACAGCAUUUAUGGAUGAAAUGAUUGCUUGUGGUUUAGUCAGGGCUUAUUAAGUUUAGACAGUCAAAUUUAUAUUGCCUAGUGAUGGAAAGUUAAAACUCAAAAAAAUUUUUCAAUAUUAAAAAAAGGCUCUGUAUGCAUGGUGGGGCUAUGUAAAUACUCUUAAAAUUAUGGCCCUAUUUUACAAGUGUUAUUUAUGGGUCAAGCAGUGUUAACUACAUAAAUGUACAAACACCACCACCAUCACCACCCCAUGCCCCUGGAAUAUAUGGUAAAAACACAUAAUUGUCUGGGUGGAUGUGUUUUCUCUCAGCUCUAAAAAUACAAGGAUCAGCUUGUUGUGGCAGAAGUCUUUGUAGAUUUGAAGUGGGGUUAUUCCUUUUUACCCAACAGUUAAAUCUGUUGGCCUUUAAAAGCAAUUUUCAAAACUAGGUUUUCUGGGUUUUUUCCUUUUCAUAUCUUUUAAUUAGUGGAUGCUGUGUCACUAAGUAUUUCAAGUUCCUAUGAGGGUCUAGUUCAAGGGAAAAUUAUGUUGAACUAAUGAGCAGAUAUUUUAAUAUGUGCCAUUCUUGCAUAUGUGUCUCAAUCCUAACUAAAGAUCCUGGUGGCAUCUGGGACCUUUUAGGGAGGUAUUUAAUAAAUGCUUAAUAACAAACUA
Cavia porcellus (domestic guinea pig) is the source of this 4105-nucleotide messenger RNA. It is a transcript of the gene Prickle1, whose product is annotated as prickle planar cell polarity protein 1. Gene Ontology annotation, molecular function: zinc ion binding. The coding region runs from base 262 to 2760 and encodes 832 amino acids. Lineage: Eukaryota; Metazoa; Chordata; Mammalia; Rodentia; Caviidae. The record is from RefSeq and is a predicted model, not a curated record. The transcript has 8 exons.